Messenger RNA from Racocetra persica, 439 nucleotides. The record is from the annotation of a GenBank genome assembly. Lineage: Eukaryota; Fungi; Glomeromycota; Glomeromycetes; Diversisporales; Gigasporaceae.
AUUUAGAAAAAGAAUUUAAAAAACUUUGGGAUGAUAAUCCUCGACCACCUUUUGAAUUUGAUAUUGGAAGCAUAAUAAAAGAUUUUGUAUUAUUGACAUUUUUUGUUGGUAAUGAUUUCAUAACGGGAUUCCACAAUUUUAAUAUUAAAUAUAAAGGACUUGAUCUGGCCAUCCAUAUUUAUAAAGAAGUGUUAAAAGAUUGUGAUAAUUACAUUAAUAAUGGGGGAAUAUUGAAUAAAAAAGAUCUUGAAAAGAUUUUUAUGAAAUUAAGCAUUAUUGAAGAAUAUGAACAUAAUGGAAAUUAUUUAGAAUUAUAUAAGAACAUUCAAGAAAAAUCUACUAAAGUAACAAAAAAGAAUGAAGCAGAAUUUCAGAAAUGGAAAAGUAAUUAUUAUCGGAAUCAUGAUCGAGAAAGUUUAAUUCAAUCGUAUAUUGAAGG